This is a messenger RNA of Canis lupus familiaris (dog), 2885 nucleotides long. RefSeq names its product H2B.U histone 2 (gene H2BC27). Gene Ontology annotation, molecular function: structural constituent of chromatin; DNA binding; protein heterodimerization activity. Gene Ontology annotation, cellular component: nucleosome. The transcript has 2 exons. NCBI's taxonomy places the organism in Eukaryota, Metazoa, Chordata, Mammalia, Carnivora, Canidae. The record is from RefSeq and is a predicted model, not a curated record. Bases 1 to 492 code for a protein of 163 amino acids.
AUGGUGGAUAAGCUCUCCAACCUCACUUUCUACCCCUAUGAUGCCUCCACGCAGGGCCGGUGUCCCCGCCGCGCCGUUCCCCCGACCCCCGCCGCCUCCGCGCCUCCCUGCCCUGCCGAGCCCUCCCGAUCGGCCCCCGCGCCCAAGAAGGGCUCCAAGAAGGCCGUCACCAAGGCGCAGAAGAAGGACGGCAAGAAGCGCAAGCGCAGCCGCAAGGAGAGCUACUCCAUCUACGUGUACAAGGUGCUGAAGCAGGUGCACCCCGACACCGGCAUCUCGUCCAAGGCCAUGGGCAUCAUGAACUCGUUCGUCAACGACAUCUUUGAGCGCAUCGCCAGCGAGGCCUCCCGCCUGGCGCAUUACAACAAGCGCUCGACCAUCACGUCCCGCGAGGUGCAGACGGCCGUGCGCCUGCUGCUGCCCGGCGAGCUGGCCAAGCACGCGGUGUCCGAGGGCACCAAGGCCGUCACCAAGUACACCAGCUCCAAGUGAGGCGCACCGGCCACCCCGGAACACAAAGGCUCUUUUCAGAGCCACCUGUGCUCACAAAGGAGCGUGCCACCCGGGCUGGUUGUGACGGCCUGGGGGAGCGGACGGCGGGACCUGGCCCGAAGCAGAGCUCCUGUACAGGGGUGUCCCCCCGAGCCAGACCCCGGAGACGGGGACCCGGUGAGGUGAGGAUGCGCACCACCUCCAGGAAGGCCUCGGGCGACCUCCCCACCAGCCCCCCGUGUCCCUUCGUGGGUGAGACCGAGGUUCGCUGCGCGCCACCUCCGCUAGGCCCUGAGUGCUGUCGUGUGGCCGUGGCCCCUAACCCGGCGAUGAAUUGAAGCAGCUAUUCUCGGCGUUGUGCGCUUCUGUUGGAAAGAGGACUGUGGGAGCAUAGUGGCUCCAUCCUCUUGGUCCCCUAGAAUUCUUCCUAUUAGAUCAUGGUUGUUUGCUUUUUUUUUCCCCCCCGAAAAUCGUGAAUACUUUUAUUAUAAACCCACCAAAGGGCAAAAGCCUUUUUCAGGAAAGGAAUGGAGGGCUUUUAAGGAAAGAAAAAAAAAAAAAAAAAACAGGUCAAGCACAUGCAAAGUGGGUGCAAUCAGCCUGCUGCAUAAGGGCAGGCCUGACAGGCUGGGCCAGGCUGCCGUCACCCUGAAAACCUCCCCCUGUGCCUCAGACUGCCACAUCUCUGAGAACACCACCCAGAGUGUUCUGACCUCCCUGGGUUUGGGUGCGCCUGGGUGCCCGCGGUGGGCUGGGCCGAGCCAGUCCUGUACCUCAGGGACUCCCCCAUCUCCAAAAACAUUUCACCACUUAUAGUCAGUUCUUUCUUUGCUUUUGUAGCUUUUAUGAAAGGGACAGCCCUCCCUCUGCAUCUUUGGUUUACCACAGAGCAGUUAGCAAAUUUGACUUGAGAUUUUUAGCUGAGGUGGGUGGGGAGAGGCUCACAUGGGAUCCCUGCAAAAUCCCUCGGGGCUUCCAGAUCUGAGUGAUUCCGCGUUAUCUCAAACCCAGAGGUUUCUGCAGCUGUGUUGGGUCCUCACUCUCCAAGCCUGUGCACUGCCAGUACGUGGCAUACCCCUUCAGCAGCCUCCAGCCAAUCGUAAAUCACGUGUCCCUCUGUCGCAGCAGAUUUAGAGGUGGGCUCAGCAUUCAGUGUCCUUCCAUCUUCCUGAUGAUAAAUUCUCAACAGCAGAGACUGUGUCACCCUGCAUCUCCCUGAAUGGGUUCCUUGGUCGGAGAGGGCCAGCCAGGUCCGUUCUGUGCCUGGGGCUGCUGCUGGCUGCCUCUGCAGCCUCCACCAUACUGUAAACAGAGGCAGUCUUUAUUUUUAUUUUUUUAACUUCUGUGUGCCAGAGCAGCCAAAGGACUGAGAAAUUAACAUUUUGCUUCAUCCACAAUGAAACAUGUUCAUACUAUUGUAUUUGGGAACUCUUUAUUUUGCUUCUUGAUUUCAUUUUUGGAACUAAAUAAACAGUAUUGUUGCCUACUGCUAGCACAGUCACACAUUGCUGGAGACCAGUCUCAUUAUAGUGAAAUUAAGCCAAGCAGAGAAUUAGGUGGCUCUGGGAGACUACAUUCCUGUGACCAGAAGUGCUCAUGAAGAGACUGACUCCUGAUCAACCUGGGUACAAGGCUGGGGGCUCAGGCCCAUCAGGAGGCCCCUGCUUCAUAGUGGAAGACUGGAUUCUGGGUGUUCCAUAUGAAUUAGACAUCUCUUAGGAUUCAAGGCGUUGAUUUUGAUGAUACAUCACUGUUUCCAAAUUUGGGGAUUAUAACUAGAAAGGAAAGAAUUGAGUAAAAUACCCAUGCCAAAAUUUCUGUAUCUAUGGUUUUGUUUGGGUUUUGUUUUGUUUUUCUUUUUGGUAAAUAUUGUUUCAGAGCAUGUAUCUAAAAAAGAAAGGGAAAGCAAUGAUGCACACCGCUAUCACUGUAAUCAUAACAAUACCAUCCGUGCCCAUGGAUGCAUAAACAGCCAAUAGGGUAGAGAACCACCAUCAAUCUCACUGAAGACCUAGGUCUCCCUAAAAUUCUAAUUGACAAUUACUUACAAUUGUCUAUCUUUGCUACCUACCAAAACGUAUGUUUUCAUGAUCGCAUACUGUUCAGAUGAUUUUUUAAACACUUUUUGCCCCCCUACAAGUAUUUUUAAAUUUCAAUUUACAUACGUUUUUUAAAAUUUUUUUGAUAAGUAGUAGAUAAGACACUGUCAAAAUAUAUCUUACAUUUGGGUGAAAUUCUGAGACAAGUGCAAUGAGAAUGAGUUCCGAGAGAAAAAAAGGGUCAUCUACACCAUCUCACUGUUAAUGAGGAAAUCUGAUCAUGUUUUAUGAAUUGAUUAUGGUAUCAAAUUGCUAUUACAAUAUAUACCUUGAAAAGAUUGAUGUGAUCGUGUG